Molecule: messenger RNA, 2584 nt
Organism: Girardinichthys multiradiatus
Lineage: Eukaryota; Metazoa; Chordata; Actinopteri; Cyprinodontiformes; Goodeidae
Gene: alox12
Product: arachidonate 12-lipoxygenase
Exons: 15
Coding region: 242-2251 (669 amino acids)
Biological process (GO): lipid oxidation; linoleic acid metabolic process
Molecular function (GO): protein binding; arachidonate 15-lipoxygenase activity; arachidonate 12(S)-lipoxygenase activity
Source: RefSeq, a predicted model, not a curated record
AGAUCCCAUAAAGGGGUUGUCUGUUCUCUUUCACAGGCGUACAGAGAAGAGAGUGAAAUCUGUUCUGUUGGAGUGACGGACAGCUGCACCAGUGACCUCAGUAGCUGCAGCCGGCUGAACGUUCCUGUUCAAACUGUUGAGAAGACAGAAGAGAGACGAACCAGAGCUCAGAGUUGAGAGGACAAAACCAGUGAGUAGUCAAGCAACAAACUGGGUGAGAGGAAAUCUGCUGGAAAACAAGAUGGAGAUCUACACUGUCACAGUAGCCACUGGAACAUCAGAGUAUUCAGGCACCAACAACUACAUAUUUGUAACCCUGAUAGGGGAGAGAGGAGAGAGUAAGCGAACCCUGUUGGACAACCCUGGACUAGAUUUUUGUCGAGGAGCAGUGGAUCAGUACAGGGUGACCAGUAAUGCACCUUUAGGGUCCCUCUUACUGGUUCGGCUGGAGAAAGAAAAGUACUUUGUUGAAGACAACUGGUUUUGUCGAUAUGUCACAGUGGAACCUCCAGAUGGAAAAAAACUGACAUUCCCAUGUUACCGUUGGCUUAUAGGAAAUGCCAAAGUGGAAAUAAGAGAAGGAACAGCUAAGAUACUAGUGGAUGACUCCUCAGCACAGUUACUGCAACACAGGAAGACAGAGUUGGAAGACAGACAAAAUAUUUUCAGAUGGGUAACAUGGGCUCAAGGGAUUCCUAGAUGCGUUGAUGCCAAAUCAGAAGCAGAUUUACCCCAAGAUGUUCGCUUUGACAAUGAGAAGAGAAGUGAUUUUGAGCAUUCAUUGCACUAUGCCUUGCUUGAGCUAUCCUUGAAGAAGCUGGCCAUCACAUUCGGGAAAUCCUGGAAUGACCUGGAUGACUUCAAGCGGAUUUUUUGGAAAUUGCGGAGCCCCAUAGCUGAAUAUUGCAUGGAUCACUGGAAGGAAGACUGGUUCUUUGGCUACCAGUGUUUAAAUGGCUGCAACCCAAGAAUGAUCAAGAAGUGUUUGAAACUGCCAGAAAACUUCCCCAUCACAACAGAUAUGGUUCAGAGCUCCAUGCCAGCAAAAACGAACCUGGACAAUGAACUCAAGGCAGGUAAUAUAUACCUUUUAGACUACGCCAUUAUGGAUGGGAUUCCUGCAAACACAAUCAAGGGUAAACCUCAGUACAUAGCUGCUCCGCUCUGCCUCCUGUACCAGCAUCCGGAUGAAGGGCUCAUACCUAUUGCAAUUCAGCUUCACCAGACUUCAAGCUUGGAGGUGCCCAUAUUUUUGCCCAAAGACCCACCACUUGCCUGGCUGCUGGCUAAGAUGUGGGUGCGUCACUCCGAAUUCCAGGUUUUCCAGCUUCUGUCUCACCUUCUUAGGACUCACCUGGUGAUAGAGGUGUUCUGUGUUGCAACUCUUAGACAGAUGCCUACAGUGCACCCUAUAUAUAAGCUCCUGGCUCCUCAUCUGCGCUACACACUGGAGAUCAACUGCAGGGGGCGAACUCAGCUCAUCUCUCCCAAUGGCAUUUUCAAACGAGUUGUGUCUACAGGUGGUGAUGGUCUCUUGAUUCUUGCCCAGAGGGAAUACAAGACGUUAACCUAUCACUCCCUUCAGCCACACUUUGACUUCAAUGAUAGAGGCGUUUUCCAACUCCCCAACUAUUUCUACCGAGAAAAUGCUCUGAUGCUGUGGGAAGCCAUUCACAGUUUUGUCUCAGAUAUGGUGAGCCUGUAUUACCACUCAGACCAAGAUGUGCAGAAUGACCAAGAGCUACAAGCAUGGAUCAAGGAUAUAUCGCAGGAAGGUUUCACUGAGCUUCCAAACUUUGGUAUGCCAAAUAAGCUCAGCAGCAAAGAAGAACUAUCCACUCUAUUGGCUGUGGCCAUCUUCACCAGCACAGCUCAGCAUGCUGCAACUAACAAUGGACAGUUUGACUGGUGUGCCUGGGUACCCAACACCCCCUGCACCAUGAGACUCCCCCCACCAUCAGACAAAGAUACUGUUACUAUGGAAAUGAUCAUGGCCACACUUCCUGAUGUUGGCCAGUCCUGUGUUCAGAUGGCUAUCACAUGGCAUCUAGGACGAGCACAACCAGAUGCAAUUCCUUUGGGUCAAUAUACAGAAGCACACUUCACUGAGUUGGCACCCCUGCAGCUGAUUGAAAAGUUCAGAAUGAAGCUGAAGGAGAUUGAGGACCACAUCCUGGAACAGAAUGCAGGACUGGACCUUCAGUACCUUUUCCUUCUGCCCAGCCGCAUAGAAAACAGCAUCACCAUAUAGACACACAUUUAUGUAGUCUCGGAUAAAACUACUUUUAACUGCAUCUGUAGUCGGACUGUUACCACUUCACAAUCACAGUGGAUACAAUAUGUGAAAGAUGUUAUUAAUUUAAAGAAAUGAAAACUUCAUUUAAAGUCGGUAUAAUUCAUUAAAAAAUUAUUUUCUUAGUUAUAUAUCUACAAUAAAAAAAUCAUUCAGUGCUGAAUGAUUUUUCAGCAUUGAAUGAGGCAGUCAAACUUUAUGGCACAUGCAAUAAAAGAUCAAGUCAAUUUAUUCUUAAAAACAUGUCACAGCAGUGGUCAUCAUUGUGUUGUAGCUUUGGUUAGGUAAAUU